AUGGAGUGUGGAUACAGCUUUUGCCGACCCUGCAUCUACCUGAGCUGGGAAAAAGGCUCAUCGUCACUCUGCUGCCCAGAGUGUAGGCACAAGUCAGAGAAGACAAACUUUAGCACCAACAUAAGACUUCAGAAACUGGCCACUGCUGCCAGGCUAAAUAGAAUGAGGCAGGUCCCCAGCUCACAUGGGCAGGUCUGUGGUGCACACAGCGACACCACAGGACUACUGGGUGACUUGGACAAGAACCUGUGCUGUGAUUCUGUCUCUGAAUCUUCAGAAGCCAACGGACAUGGCCACAGCCAGCUGCAGUUUGCUGCUGAGGAAUCCAGGGGAAUAGUUCUAAAGGAAAUGAAUGCUCUAUGGGAAUUUAUGCAAGAACUGAAAAUCCAUGUGCCUGAGGAAGUAAGGAAGAAGCAUUCAUUUAUGGAGUAUGUGCCCCUGAGGGAGGAGAUGACCAAGGCACAGUAUCAGAAGAUGCAUAUGCUUCUUCAUGAGGAAGAAGAGCUGCACCUGCAGAGACUGCACAGCGAAGCACGGGAUCUUUUGCAGCAGCUCCAGGAUCGUGAAUCAAGAAUGACCCAACACAUAGAUUGCGUGAAAGAAAAAUACAAAGAGCUGGUUGAGAUAGCAGAACUCAUGCGGAGAUACAGUCCCCAGCCAGUGGACCCUGUGCUGACUUUUUGGAGCAUCAGUGGACUUCGACAGAUGCUGAAUAACUUCAGAGUGCCUAAUGGUUUGAAAAAGAAAGUGGCGAGUCGCUACCUACUCCUUUCUGAGGAUCUCAGAUAUCAAAUAUUUGGAGAACACCAUGAUGCUCCCAGUCAAGUCCCGAGAGCACAGAGUUUUGUUGUGUGGGGUGCACCGACCUUCCGCUCUGGCAAGCAUUACUUCGAAGUGGAUGUAUCGCACUCCUCCACCUGGAUUCUAGGACUCUGUAGUGAUUCCAGCAUAGACGACCCCGAUACCAUUAUUAACACAGAGGGUGCAUUUUUCCUGUAUUCCACGAAGCCGGGACAAAUUGGUGGCCCAUACGGGGACCCUGAUAUGGUGGAGCUACUGAGGAACCUCGCGGUGAAGACUUCGGCCGAAGCGUUUGGGGCGCGAGGCUAA
Molecule: messenger RNA, 1110 nt
Organism: Ochotona princeps (American pika)
Lineage: Eukaryota; Metazoa; Chordata; Mammalia; Lagomorpha; Ochotonidae
Product: tripartite motif-containing protein 64-like
Exons: 6
Coding region: 1-1110 (369 amino acids)
Source: RefSeq, a predicted model, not a curated record